AUGCCACCAAACGCAACCACAAACGACCCGGCUGCAUUAGACGAAGUCGAAGAGGAACUUGUUCGAGAAGUGGAACGGUAUCCCUGGAUAUGUGGGGGUGGACUCAAGCCUCAAACGGGGAAAGACUUGGGAGUGUACGAGUCCUCUUUGGAAGAUCGAGCAAACUGUCUAUCCCUAUGGUCCUUGAGUUAUCUUAACCCGCUCUUGGCUUUGGGAUCAAGAAAGGUUCUAAAUGCUGGAGAUGUUGGAGUUCCAUCCAAGCAAGAUAGUUCAAGCGAAUCUUACGAAAAGGUAAAGAAGGCAUGGGAUGAACAAGUCAAGAUUGCCGAUGCCCAUAACAAGAAGAUUAUGGAGUCACACGAAAAAACACUGGGCAAAUGUAAAACGGAAGCUGCCAAAGCCAAAAUCAAGCCUCCAACCUUGAAGGAGCCAAGUGUGGCAAUCGCCUUGGCGAAAAGUUUUGGCAUGGGACGAUUUUGUCUCGCUCUCCUGUUUUACGUCUUUUCCUCCCUUUUGAGUUUUGUCCCCGUUUUGAUUUUGAACGACUUGGUAUCGUACUUUGAACAUGUCAGUCUCAACGGAACUGGGGUACCCUACGACCAUUUUGUCAAUCCUUGGGUCGAAGUGGUUGGUUUGGGAGUCGUGCCGCUGGUUGUUUCCAUCUUUCAAACUCGGCAUCAAGCCAUCAUGGCCCAUUGCGGAGUCUUUGUUCGUACUGCCGCGUCCACUAUGUUAUACCGAAAGUCACUGAAUGUUUCCGCAGGUGGACGAGCCAAAACUUCGACAGGGCAGGUUGUCAACAUGAUGUCCAAUGACACCAUGCAACUUCAGCGAUUCCUUCAAUUCGUUGGUCUCACCUUGAGUGCACCCCUUCAGAUCGUCAUUGCCUUGCUCUUGAUCUUUCAGCAGGUUGGCAAUGCGACCUGGGUCGGUGUUGGAUACAUGGUUGUUUUGGCUCCAGUCAACGUGGUGGUAUUUUCCGUUGUUAGCAAGAUGCGUCGCAAGGUGCUCAAGUAUUCUGAUUUGCGAGUCAAAAUGAUGAACGAAAUUCUGACUGGAGUUCGUAUCAUCAAAUUUUAUGCCUGGGAAAAACCGUUUGGCAAGGAAGUUGGACGACUACGACAAAAGGAACUGGAGGCAUUGACCAAGCUUGCGUACACCACCGCGGUUGGAUUUUCCAUCAUUCUCCUUUCGACCCCGAUUGUUCAACCAAUCAUUGUGUUUUUGACAUAUGUCAACAUCCAAGAUGAGCCGCUGAAGGCAUCGACUGCCUUUACCACGGUUGCGCUGUUCAACAUUAUGAGAUUCCCCUUUGCCUUUUUACCCAUGGGUCUUUUGCAAUACAUUCAGAGUAAAAUUUCUCUCAAACGUCUGGAACGGUACCUUGCCCUUCCUGAACUUCGUGGAUAUGUUGAAGAUGAAGCUCACCCUGACGUCGACCCGGAUUCUCCUCUGGCAAAACCAGGAAGUAUCACCAUCAAGGAUGGUAGCUUCAGUUGGAUUGAUCCUAACGGACCAGAAAUUAAGCCGGUGCAGGAUGAAAAGCCAAAGAAGGAAAAGAAGAAAAAGGGAAAGAAAGGCAAGAAGGAGACCGAAGAUGAUGCCGACAAUGCCGCUGCCUCUGCAGCUAGUAGUAAAGCCUUGAAUAUGGCCCGUUCUGAGAGCAGUGGUAGUUUGACUUCUACCGAGUCUGGUUCCAAGGCCGGUGGAGGAAUCACUUUGCAAAAUCUGAGCUGCGAAAUCACACCGGGAAGCCUGGUGGCGGUUGUUGGUAGUGUUGGUUCUGGAAAAUCGUCGUUCUUGUCUGCGAUUUUGGGUGAAAUGGAAAGCAUUGAUGAUUCCAAAGUAUACAUCCCGCGCAAUGAAAACGAAAAGGAUAUCAAUGGAUACGCUUCUUACUGCACACAGUCGCCAUGGGUUGUUAACGAUACUCUGCGCGGAAACAUCCUUUUUGGUCGCGAAUAUGAUGAGGAUCGGUACAAUCUUGUUCUGGAGAACUGUGCCCUAAUGGACGAUAUCGCCAUCCUGCCAGCUGGAGACAUGACCGAAAUCGGAGAACGUGGAAUCAAUCUAAGUGGAGGACAGAAAGCACGUGUCGCCCUGGCCCGAGCAAUGUAUGCCACACACACGAAGCUUCUACUAUUGGAUGAUCCGCUCUCUGCUGUCGACUCCCAUGUCGGGGAACACCUCUUCUCGCAAGCCAUAGCUGGUGAAAUGUGUGAAGGCAUUACCCGAAUCUUGGUCACCCAUCAUGUGCAUGUACUGAGUCGCUGCGACAAGGUCAUUAUUCUUGAGCAUGGCCGAAUCAAGAAUCAGGGAUCCUACGAAGAGCUAAUUGACAGUGGUGUCGAUUUUGCCGGGGCUGUUGAUGUUUCGAAAACUAAGAAGUCGGAUGGAAGGGAAGAGGCCAAAGAUACUUCCAAGAAGGAUAAGGCAGGUAUCCAUAAGCCUGGUGACUCCAAAGAAGAGACUGCUAAACAGAAGAAGGCUGGUGCAGAAUUGGUGAAGGAAGAAGAGAGAGAAGAGGGUGAUGUUGCUGGACAGGCUUACAUGAGAUAUGCCAGAGCUGGAGGAAUCUGCUUGGCGACUUUGGUCUUUUUGAUCCAGGCACUGGGUCGCGGGUUUGAGAUUGGAGCUUCAUUCUGGCUUGCCCACUGGGCAGAUCAGAUGAUUAAAGCCAGUCAGAGAGGAGAGCCACUGUCCGACGCUGAUGUCUCCUACUACAUUGGCGUUUACGCUUUGCUUGGUUUCUUGGGUAUAUGUGGUCUUGGAGGACGUGGCAUUUUCAUUGCCAAGCAUCGUCUUCAUGCUUCGAGAAAACUUCACGAUGGUCUCACAGAUUCUGUCCUUCGUGCCCCUGUUGCUUUCUUCGAUGUGACACCGAUUGGAAGAGUUUUGAACCGUUUUGCUGCUGAUAUGGACAAGUUGGAUUUGGAAUUGACACAGACUGUAUCUCAGGGUGUCAGUACUGUGUUCAGUGUCCUUGGUGCCCUUGGCGCAAUUGUCGCUGCAACAAAGGGAACAUUCCUAAUUGCCUUGAUUCCUUUUGGUUAUACCUACAAUGUGAUUCAAAAGUGGUUCCGAAAGACUUCCACCGAGCUUCAACGUGUCACUUCUGUUGCGAACUCGCCAAUUUUUGCAGACUUUUCACAGACUCUAUCUGGAACUUCGACCAUCCGUGCGUACGGUGUACAGAAGGAUUUCUUCCGCAAGUGCAAGACUUCAUUCGAUAACAUGAACUCGUCCUAUAUCCUUGUCCAAUUGGCAGGAUACUGGCUGGCGUUGCGGUUGGAUAUCAUGGGAGGAAUGGUUUCCAUGUUCGUAGGUCUUGUUGCACUUGGAACUCUUGAUUCUGCAUUCAUUCCAGCCGGUUUCCUGGGCCUCGCACUGUCGUACUCGAUUGAGGUCACAUCUUUUUUGAAACACGGUGUCAUGAUGAUUGCUCGACUCGAGGCAGAUAUGAGUUCUGUGGAGAGAAUAUUAUUCUACACUGAUAAAAUCGAACCGGAAGCUCCUGAUGAGACCGAUUCGGAUCCUAAACCUGGCACAUGGCCAAGCACUGGUGAAAUUGAAUUUUCGAACGCUUCAAUGAGAUACCGUGAUGGUCCUCUUGUAUUGAAGGAUCUAUCCCUGACGGUCAAGGCCGGAGAGAAGAUUGGGGUGUGUGGUCGAACAGGAAGCGGAAAGAGUAGUCUGAUGAUUUCUCUUUUUCGAAUUUCUGAGCUUGAAGACGAUGGGGGCAAGAUUCUGAUUGAUGGAGUCAAUGCAAGAAAUGUUGGCACUGGCGCCCUUCGAAUGAACCUCUCCAUCAUUCCCCAAGAUCCGGUCAUGUUUUCUAAUACUGUCCGAUACAAUUUGGAUCCAUUCGCCAAAGUCUCAGAUGAGGAGUUGUGGGAUGUCUUGAAGAAAGUCCGACUGUCUGACGCCAUUGCUGAACUACCAAAGGGCUUGGACGAAGAAGUUGCGGAAGGUGGCGAGAAUUUCUCUCAAGGCCAACGUCAGUUGCUCUGCAUUGCUCGUUCGCUACUUCGCAAACCAAAGAUCCUUGUUAUGGACGAAGCUACUGCCAGUAUUGACAAUGAAACCGAUACUGCUAUUCAAGAGAUGAUCCGUGAGAACUUUGCAGAUGCCACCGUCUUGACAAUUGCCCAUCGUCUCAAUACCAUCAUGGAUAGUGACCGGGUCCUCGUACUUGACGAUGGAAGAAUAGCGGAACUUGACACACCUGAAAAUCUGCUAAACAAGGAGAAUGGACAUUUCAAGGCAAUGGUGGAAAAGAGUAGAGCAGCUCAUGCUAUCGUCGAGGAAUAA
Messenger RNA from Cylindrotheca closterium, 4311 nucleotides. NCBI's taxonomy places the organism in Eukaryota, Bacillariophyta, Bacillariophyceae, Bacillariales, Bacillariaceae. The record is from the annotation of a GenBank genome assembly.